Dendronephthya gigantea is the source of this 1638-nucleotide messenger RNA. RefSeq lists its product as uncharacterized. The record is from RefSeq and is a predicted model, not a curated record. Bases 1 to 1638 code for a protein of 545 amino acids. Lineage: Eukaryota; Metazoa; Cnidaria; Anthozoa; Malacalcyonacea; Nephtheidae. The transcript has 3 exons.
AUGGAUGAACUGCCUAGUGAUAUAAAGUUGCAAAUUGCAAGGAAGGCAACUGGAGAGGUGUGGCAAAUCGAAGAACUGUUGAAAACAAUUCGAAUCGAGGUCGAAGCGAGGGAGGCAAGCGAUGCGAGUAAGAUCCACAAGGACAAUUCGGGCGUUCACAGCCACAGGGCUCCAAAACCUCCAGGUACAACAAAUUCGUUAGUAGCUAACGAAAGUAAGAUUCGUUGUGUUUAUUGUAACGGGGAGCACUACUCAGCGUCGUGCGAGAGCGUUGUUAAUGCUAAAGAACGAAAGGAUAUUUUGAGAAAGUCAGGUAGGUGUUUUGUUUGUCUGAAAACAAAUCACAUGUCGAGAAACUGUAACUCACCAAGGAACUGUAGACAUUGUAACAAUAAACACCAUCAAUCAAUAUGUGAAAGGGUGCACAGUCCUGGUGCAAAAUCCGAGGAAAGGGUCAAGCAGGACAAUGAUUCGAACAAUGGGGCUGCAGGGCUUGUCAAUGUAACAACAACAAGCACAACACAUAAAUGUACAAACAGGCGAACAGUCCUUUUGCAAACUGCCCGAGCAGUUGCUUUUAAUGAGAAAACUAAUCAGUCUACCUCUGUUCGAGUGCUCUUUGAUAAUGGUAGCCAGAGAAGUUAUGUGACAGACAAUGUGCGAUCGCGAUUGGGUCUUAAGGCCACUGAGAAAGAGAAACUAAAGCUCAACACGUUGAAGAAACCUGGUGCUGAUGAGUCGAUUAGUAUUGAUGCUUUAAGUUAUCCCGUUAUAUGUUCACCUUUGCCAUCAAAGAUUGAUGUUGACCUACCACAUUUAGCAGGCUUGGAACUAGCCGAUGAUUGGGAGGAUCCAAGAGGCUCAAUUGACAUAUUGAUUGGAUCAGACUAUUAUUGGUCGGUUGUGACUGGGGAAGUAGUUCAAGGAUCUGAUGGUUGUGGUCCGGCAGCCGUUACUAGCAAAUUGGGUUGGUUGCUAUCUGGUCCGGUAGACAGCACUGUAGGCAUCAGUGCCACCCACUCGAAUUUGAUUGUUUCAUCAAAGUCGGAAGUGAUUCAAGACAGUUGUAAGGAUGAUGAGUUGACAACCACCUUAAGGAAGUUUUGGGACACUGAAACAAUCGGGAUUCACGAAGUACAAGAUGAGGGUGAAUCGAAGCUUUUUAUGACGGAUGUGAAGUACAAUGGAACACAGUACGAAGUCGGUUUGCCUUGGGGAGAAGAUCGUCCUGGAAGACAUUAUGAUCUAUGCUUUCACCGAUUGAAAGCAUUACACUACAAUUUCAUUCCAAAUGUUUUUGAUGAUCGGAAUCCGAUCGAUUCGACUAAUCCUGAGAUCAAGGAAGGGGAUAUUGUACUACUCAAGUCAGAUUCGACAGCGCGAAAUUUUUGGCAAUUGGCAAAAAUCGAAGAGCUUAUUGUCAGUCGAGAUGGAAAGGUCAGAGCGGCUAUGGUCGUUACCAUCAACAAUCAGGGUAAACCCUCACGAUUACGGAGAGUGGUACAGCAUCUAAUCCCCCUAAAAAUGCAAGCAAAUGUGCAAGAUUAUCGAAAGGACACAGUUGUUGUCGAAGCAAGUUCGCAAUUACGUCGAGCAGCGGCUGUGGCAGGGGAACUACAGCGAAGAAAGAACUAUUAA